This is a messenger RNA of Ectocarpus sp. CCAP 1310/34, 342 nucleotides long. NCBI's taxonomy places the organism in Eukaryota, Phaeophyceae, Ectocarpales, Ectocarpaceae. The record is from the annotation of a GenBank genome assembly.
AUGUCUGGCAUUACCCUGCUCGCUUGUAAGAGCCUGGCGCGUCCUUGUCCCACGGAAGAACCAGGCACAGAGAGACGAGGUGUUAGCCAAGUCACUCCUUCGGCACGAAGUAACCUUCUUCUCUCGCAGCAGCAGCAGCAGGAUGAGGAGGACGGUGCUAGCGGGCAACCGCACGUGAUAUUUAUCCUGAUCGACGAUGUCGGUACGAACGACAUGGGCUACCGAAGCACGGAUCUUUGGGAGCUGACGCCGUUCUUGGACUCCCUGGCCUCAAGUGGGGUUGUCCUCGACAACUACUACACGAAUCAACUCUGUACGCCCUCCCGGGUAAGUUUCUGCUAG